This is a messenger RNA of Mauremys mutica (yellowpond turtle), 1659 nucleotides long. Its product is annotated as protein FAM71F2-like. Bases 339 to 1289 code for a protein of 316 amino acids. NCBI's taxonomy places the organism in Eukaryota, Metazoa, Chordata, Testudines, Geoemydidae. The record is from RefSeq and is a predicted model, not a curated record. The transcript is spliced from 6 exons. Gene Ontology annotation, cellular component: nucleus.
UGCAGCGGGACAGCCAAGCAGCUCCCGGGCACUGCAAAUGCUUGUGCCUUGCCCUGUCCGCAGUGCCCCUUGGCAGGCCUUUCCCAGGCCCUAGCCAGGGCAGAGGUCACCUGCCGGUUACUGUGACAUCACAAACUCCGCUGGGCUGCAGGCUCCCAGGCAGGCUGCAGCUGGGGCCUGGCCUGGCCCCGCCUGGGGUGCAGAGGAGCAAUAGAAAGGCUGGGUGGCUGUAGCAGACAGAAGCAGCAUGCUGGGCCUCUAACCAGCGGCUCCCCAGGGCUGCAUGGCCGGCUGCAGGCGCUUCCAGGCGAGCAGUGGCUGCAGCCCGUUCCUGGCUGAUGACCCGGCCUCGGGCGUGCACCUCGGCGUGGAAGGUGGGAUACUCUGCCAGCUACUCCGCUCUCCGGAUUACAACCUUUUCCCCAAGUCGGCAGUGUUUGAAAGUGACGAAGCAGGGGAACUGGGUGGAUAUCCACAACGCCCCCACACUGGUGACCCUGGGGGUGACGUCCUCGGAGCCCUGCCUGCCUCUCCCCAACGUGCUCCUGAUCGCCAGGCUCGCAGUGCUGGGAGAAAGCCCCCCCGGGAGGGCGGACCAGCCCCAGGAGCCCUCCAUGGCCCUUAGCAGGCUCCUCCCGCUGAGGUACGUCAGACUGUCGGUGCAGGACAGCAGCCGGCACCUGCUGCGGGUGCAGGUGGUCACGGGGAAGGUUUAUUACCUGCGGCUGCACCCGGCGCACCCUGACACCGUGUUCACGCUCUGGAGCCGGCUGGCGGACAUCCUGCAGCGGGGGCUCUCCAUCACCACCAAGGACCCCGCCAUCCACGUCCCGCACAGCCUGGUGCUCAGCGCGGGCAGCUCCUCCACCAGCUCCCCUGCCCAGCUGGUGCCUGAUUCGCAGCUGCCCUCGGGAGCCAGUCGCAGCGUGGUGGCAAGGAUGGGCAAGCGAUUGUCGGGGACACUCUCCCAUCUCUCAGGAGCAGCCCUGGGGAAAACGGAGGAAGACAGCUCAGUCCAGAGAAGACUCUUCUCCUGGAAUCUUACGGCUCGGAGCAAAUCUCCUGCCAGGGAAGAGGAAUCGGGUGCCCCAAGCUGGUCAGGAGGGAAGCUGGCGGUGUGUGAGCGGUGCCGGCGGGACAGGCCGAGCGACACAGGAGAGAAAGCCAGCCUGAGGACAGCCCUGCGGUGGUUAGACACUAAGUGCCACGGACUCUGGGAACGAGACACACCUGCUGGGCUGCUGCCCCUGUCCCGGCUCAGCAGCUUGGUAGCUGCAGGUCGGCACUAGGGACCAGCACCCCAAGAGAAAGUGCCUCCUGUGCUGGGCUCCGGGGCAGCCCUGGGGGCAGGCGUGAGCAUUGAGGGUGGGGAGGAUGUGCCGGCUGCCGGGGCCGGUAGGGCCUGACUGGGAAAUCCCAAACGUAAUAAAUGCAUUGUGGCAAUGGAAGUGCCUUCACGCCGGCAGCCUCUGGGUGUUCUUUACUGCGCUGCACCCCUGGGAACACAGCCCCCAAGACUGGGUUCUGGCUCAGAGCAGCCAGGGGAAACACACCCUGAGGAGCAGGGGAGAGCAAUGUUAGAGGCACAAAGCCCCCUGGCAGGGCCGGCUUUAGGCCGAUUCCCUCGAAUCGGGCCCCAUGCCUGCACCUAAGAGGGCC